This is a messenger RNA of Musa acuminata AAA Group (dessert banana), 921 nucleotides long. Its product is annotated as transcription repressor OFP8-like. Gene Ontology annotation, molecular function: oxidoreductase activity, acting on the aldehyde or oxo group of donors, NAD or NADP as acceptor. The transcript has a single exon. The record is from RefSeq and is a predicted model, not a curated record. The coding region runs from base 1 to 921 and encodes 306 amino acids. Gene Ontology annotation, biological process: negative regulation of DNA-templated transcription. Lineage: Eukaryota; Viridiplantae; Streptophyta; Magnoliopsida; Zingiberales; Musaceae.
AUGGGAAAGUCCAACAAUAAAAGCAGCAGAAGCAGCAGCGCCAAGUUCAAGCAUCGCUUCUCUCGGAUGCUACUCGGCUCCUCUUGCACCACCACCACCAUGGCAGCCACCACCUUGGGCCAAGCCAAGCUUCCGAGCGCCACCCCGCAGCGCCAGCUCUUUCCCGAUCCAGAUUGUCGCCGCCGACGCAAGCUCGAUCACCAUGCGCCCUUCUCCGCUACCGACCAUCGCCGGCUGCGCCACGUCGCCCCGGUCGUGAGUAUCUCCAUCAACUGCGGCGCCCGUCGGUUCGUGCAAACCUCUGAUCCGUUCCUUCCUUUGGUGAACAAGGAAGAGGAGCACGAUAACGAGAGGAAGACAGAAGCUAAGCAGAGAAGCAAGAGAGCAUCGGAGACAAAGAAGAAGAUCAAGAGAGCGGAAGCAAAGAAGCUGUUACCCGAUGCUUAUGGAUUCAUUAUCUCUUCUUCCACUGAUAGCGAGAACCAACUCGAUCUAUUAAGCAGUGAUGAAGAAGAGGAAGAAUCGGCGACUCUGUUAUCAUCCAAUAGCUUCUCCUCCGACUCCUCCGAAUUCUUCCACAACAGCAGGAAGAAGAACACGAAGUCCACCAGGCGCCUGGCAAGAAGACAUGCGACGCAUUCCAAAGAGCUGCGGCCACUGGUCUCCAUCGCGUCGAAGGAGAGGGAAGAGAGCCGAGAGAGAAGAGAGUCCAACGCAGGGUUCGCGGUGGUGAAGCGAUCGAGCGACCCAUACAGCGACUUCAAGAGCUCGAUGGUGGAGAUGAUCGUGGAGCGCGGCAUGCACAGGGCUCGAGACUUGGAGCGCCUCCUCGACGCUUACCUCUCCCUCAACUCGCAUCGUCACCAUCAGACCAUCCUCGAGGCGUUUGCCGACAUAUGCGAAGCCAUGUAUGGGAAGUAG